GCGCGAAUUAUCCUAGGAUGAACUAGUGGAUCCUAUUAUCGCACGUGAUCUCGCGAGUUAAAUUCGAAAGUUAAACAUCCAGACUUCCCAAUGAACAUUACCGCGCCGCCAACGAUCGACAGAAUGGCUAACAUCUACAACAACUCCGUAGUGCGAUACUGGCAAUUUCUAUUCCACGACUUAUCUGAUCCUCGAACUAGAGAUUGGUUUCUCAUAUCGUCGCCUGUACCCGGUCUUAGUCUCUUGAUCGGCUACCUCUAUUUCGUACUGUCAUGGGGCCCGAGAAACAUGCAACAUCGAAAGCCGUACCAAUUAAAAAACACUCUAGUCGUUUAUAACUUUUUACAGGUUCUUCUUAGCACGUGGCUGUUUAAGGAAGGCAUGGAAGCUAUUUUUUUUAAUAAUUACAGCUUCACAUGCGAAUCGGUGGAUUUUUCGUACGCUCCGUAUCCUCUAAGAGUCGCAAGAGGGGUUUACAUUUAUUUUCUGGCGAAACUCACAGAGCUCCUCGACACGGUGUUCUUCGUAUUGCGCAAGAAGGAAAAGCAAAUUACCUUUCUUCAUAUGUACCAUCAUACCGUGAUGCCGAUGAUAUCGUGGGGCGCUACAAAGUAUUAUCCCGGUGGUCACGGUAUCCUUGUAGGAAUUAUAAAUAGCUUUGUACAUAUCAUCAUGUACACUUAUUAUCUCCUGGCAGCAUUGCUACCUCACCAUCAGCAUAAACGGUAUCUCUGGUGGAAGAGAUAUAUUACCACCCUACAAAUGGGCCAAUUCUGUUUAGCCUUUCUACACAAUUGCCUAUUGUUGUUCUACGACUGCGAUUAUCCGAAAUGGUCAGUCAUUUUGGUGCUGCCGAAUGCGAUGUUCUUCUAUUUCCUGUUCUCGGACUUUUACAAUAAUGCGUAUACUUCCAAGAAGGAAAACGACGGCGCAGCACCGUCGAUUCAGAACUCGACUAAAGCGAACGGCGUCGCGGAGAAAGUGAGCAGCCACAAGAUAUCAAACGGAAAAGGGAAAAGCGACUAAACGGGUACAGCCAAGGAAAGAGACGAUGCGGUUGCAAUGAGACGAUUACUACCAUUUCACGCGAAAAUCGCACUGAAGUCUCUAUCCAGCUAAUCUAGCUGACAUAUUAUAGCUACAGAAUGUUUCACGCUGAAACGUACAACGCGUGUAAAACCGUGUAACAACGUAAACCAAAACGCAGAGAUGAUCAGACAUUAGGGCAAAUUAAACACAUCUGACUUUUCGACGAUUGACUUUUCAAGUCCUUUGUACAAAUAAAAAGUGACCCAUUUGUUACGUUUCUUCUUGUACGACGACAAAGUGUACGCUAUGUAUAUCGAACAACUAAAUCUUAUCACCAAACAUAAUCGGACACAAUUAGCACGUAGAAUACCUAGAACGUCGCAGUUUACGCAUGUGUUUUAAGUGAAGAAAUAAUGAAAAGAUUAUUGCAUUUUGUUUUUGUGUGUAUUUAUGUUAUUUAUACGCUGAUGCUUUCGAAUGAUACGGAAUAUCUUGCAGCUUAUUGACAAAGUUUGAUCACGGUUAAAAGUUUACGCAAUUUCGAAAUCGCGGAUUUAUUAAAACUUUUUAAAAGUAAGAAUAAAUGAUCUGCUCUGCGUUUUCGAAAUGCAUCAAACAUUUUAUCUCCAAUGGCGAAUCUUAUAUCAACAAAUUGCAAAUAAUUAAUGUCAUAACAUUUUUAUUAUAUAAGAUUGUUAUAUAAAAUUAUUAUAUAAGAUCAUUUUCUGGGAUAAAAUCGUAUUGGUCUCAUUUAUCACUUUUACCACAAUAUUGAGAAGUUCCAUUUCGGAAAAUCAAUUAAUUUGUCAUAGAAUGCAGAAUUGUAGAGGAUGCAAACCAAAAAAUAUUCACUUAAAACAUCACAACUGUAAAAAUCUCCGUUUCUAAAAGACUGUCGACGCCAAUUUAAUAACUUCACAGCCAUAGACAUAGUAAAUAUACAGGGUGUCGGAUUCGAUUUGGACGACUCCAAAGAU
Vollenhovia emeryi is the source of this 2006-nucleotide messenger RNA. It is a transcript of the gene sit, whose product is annotated as elongation of very long chain fatty acids protein AAEL008004. Gene Ontology annotation, cellular component: endoplasmic reticulum membrane. The transcript has 6 exons. The record is from RefSeq and is a predicted model, not a curated record. Gene Ontology annotation, molecular function: fatty acid elongase activity. Gene Ontology annotation, biological process: fatty acid elongation, polyunsaturated fatty acid; sphingolipid biosynthetic process; very long-chain fatty acid biosynthetic process. Lineage: Eukaryota; Metazoa; Arthropoda; Insecta; Hymenoptera; Formicidae. Bases 91 to 1026 code for a protein of 311 amino acids.